Molecule: messenger RNA, 1379 nt
Organism: Chanos chanos (milkfish)
Lineage: Eukaryota; Metazoa; Chordata; Actinopteri; Gonorynchiformes; Chanidae
Gene: klf3
Product: Kruppel like factor 3 (basic)
Exons: 7
Coding region: 245-1372 (375 amino acids)
Biological process (GO): regulation of transcription by RNA polymerase II
Molecular function (GO): DNA-binding transcription factor activity, RNA polymerase II-specific; RNA polymerase II cis-regulatory region sequence-specific DNA binding
Source: RefSeq, a predicted model, not a curated record
UGUCGCAACUGUGGCUCUAUCAUACGGAUCUUUUUUCUUUUUUGAUGUUUUUUUGGAGCAGCUUUCUCGCGCGCGAGCGUCAGUGACACGUUCUUUUCCGUGUCUGCGUCAUAUUUUCUUGAGUGUGGAAUUCUUAAACAGUAAUCUGCUUCGUGAGAAUUGAAUUUAUAAUCACCGAGUGAGCGACAUCCUUGAACUUUCCACGAAGAUAACGGCAGUUGUCAAAGUUCCAGUGGGGGCAGCCAUGCUCAUGUAUGAUUACCCAGUGAAAACCGACAUGGAGACGCCUCUAUAUCAGAGUUAUCCCUCCCUGGUGAAACAGCAGACUGAAGUGUAUGGAGUCAUCUUUUCUCCGGCCGGAUCUGCCCAUCUCUACCCUUCCCAUUUCACCUCCCAGUAUCCCACCCACUACCCAGCCCAGUACCACCACCAUCACCAACAGCAGCAGCAGCCCUACCCCAGCCAAGACACCCGGACCUCCGCCAGUCCCCUGCACACCCAGAUGGAGCCUGUCGACCUGUCCCUCAGCAAACGACCCUCUCCCUCCUCCCCGGCUUCAUCUUCGUCCUCGUCGGCCUCCUCUCCGCGUGGAUACGCCAGCCCCUCAGGGCGAGGCACCCCGCUCACGGGCUCCCAGUCGCAGCUCAACCCGGGCCCCGGGUCCGGGUCCGCGGCCGACUCGCCGCAGUCGAGGCGAAUGAGUCCGCCGAUGACUAUUCCUUUCCCACCGGUGCUGCCGCUGAUGCCCGCUCCCGGGACCGGCAUCAUCCCCGUUAUGCUGCAGCCUGUUCCAGUCAUUUACCCGUCUCCUUUGCACCUCCCCCCCCAUGUGAUGAUGUCACCCGUUACCCCCGACGACCCGAAGGGUGCGGCCGCUGCAGCUGUGGCGCACAAGCAGGUCUCCAGUAUGAAGUCAGAGGUAACCAAUGACAACCUGGAACUGUUUGAGCCAAUCAAAUCUGAGCCCCGCCCAGACCACUCUCAGGAAUAUGGAGAGGAAAUGACGUCACCAGUCAUCACGGUGCCGCCAGCCUAUGACAGAAAUACUGCCUCUGUAAUAAUGCACUCCAGCAAAGUCGAGUCACCAGAUCCUCUCAAGAAGAGACGUAUUCAUCGCUGCGACUUUGGCGGCUGUAACAAAGUCUACACCAAGAGCUCUCAUCUUAAAGCACACCGCCGUACACACACAGGAGAGAAACCGUAUAAGUGUAUGUGGGAAGGCUGCACGUGGAAGUUCGCUCGUUCCGACGAGCUGACGCGUCACUUCCGGAAGCACACGGGCGUGAAGCCUUUUCAGUGCCCUGACUGUGAACGGAGCUUCUCUCGCUCGGACCAUCUCGCCCUGCACAAGAAACGCCACAUGCUCGUAUGAGCCCCCC